ACUCGAGAGCACAACCCGGAUUAAACUAUCAAACCAUUAAAAGCACUUUAAAAUAUUUUUUUAGUAGUAUACUGUAAAUAAGUAAGGAACCACUUUUGUAUGUAGUUGACUCCAUUAUUAAAAUUAUAAAAGAGGAGAGGAUAAAACGUAAAUAAAGGAUAAUUUAUAACGUUGUGUAAUACAAACCGACAGCGCUAUCAGUUAUAGUUCAAACACGCAUACCAAAGAUAUCUCAACCACUCAUAGAUAUAUAUUAGAACAAAGCUAACCAAAUACAACAGCAAUAUAUAUUCCUUUAUAAUUAAGUAAAUACUUGAUGCGCAGCUCAAAUACACACAAAGAAGGAAAUUUACAAUCUACCUCAGUUACUACGUUUCGUUCUAGAUCUAAUGACACUUGUUGAAAUGUGCGAUAAAGUGCAAUUAAUUAGUUUUAAUAAAAAGUUGUAAAUAUGGGUGAUAUUGAAGAUAGUAAUAUUGGCAGUAAAGAAAAAGAACACAAUGAAAACACAGAACUACAAGAGGAACUCGUUCCUCUCAAACCGAAGACACUAAACAAUGCCACUGAUGAAACUGUUAAACGGAAACUCACAAUACGGGAACGCUUAAAACUAAUCAAAGAAAACAUAACAGUAGAGCCUAUACUGAUCUGCUAUGUCAUGCCAAGUGUGGUCGCGUCGUUGGCAACACAAAACCUAAACCUAGAGAAAGCGUGUCGCGUGAACCUCAACUACAACUCUACCGUCUGCGAUGCGCUGACGAUGAGAGAAACCAAGAACUACGGCUACGAAGAGGAGCAAGUCCAGAAACUGAUAGCCGAAAUGGGAGCAUAUAAAAACAUCAUCCAAACCAUCAUACCAUGUUUCCUUAUCCUCUUCGUAGGGGCGUGGAGUGACAAGACUGGCCGGCGGACUGCCUGCAUUAUGGUGCCUAUAGUCGGAGAGUUCCUAACAGCAGUAGGGUUUAUCGUCAAUACUUACUACUUCGACUUACCAGUCGAGGUGUCUAUAUUAACUGAGGCGAUAUUUCCCGCGAUCACUGGUGGAUGGUUUACAAAUUUCAUAGGUAUAUUUAGUUACAUAGGAGAUGUAACGACAGCAGAAGAAAGGACAUACAGGGUGGGGAUAGUGAACCUGUGUUCAAACCUGGGCUACCCGGUGGGGAGUGCCCUGAGUGGCGUGUUGCUUUCCUGGCUUGGAUACUAUGGGGUGUUCACUAUAUCAGCCACCAUGUAUCUAUUCAGUAUGAUUUAUGGCUUCUGUUGUUUGAAAGACCCUAAAAGGAAAGUGUUGGAGAAAACAGAUGAUAACUGCUUCAUAGGUUUUCUGAAAGAGUUUUUUGACCUGAACCUCGUGAAGGAGACUUUCCAAUGUGCAUUCAAGGACGGUCCGGGGAACCGACGCCUCCGGGUCUGUCUACUGCUCAUAGUCGUCUGUGUCGUCUUCGGACCUUUGCAAGGGGAAUACAUGAUAAUGUAUUUGUUUACCAGAUACAGAUUCAACUGGAAUGAAGUUCAAUACAGUUUUUGGUGCACAUACAGCGUGAUCACAAACUUAAUAGGCACGGUGUUCUCAAUAACUCUAUUCAGCAAGUACAUGAAGCUGGACGACACGAUCCUCGGCAUCAUCUCCAACAGCAGCAAGAUCGUCGCCUCCUUCGGGUAUGCCUUCGCCAGGACCGACCUGGAGAUCUACCUGGCACCCCUACUGGAAAUAUUAAACGGCACAUCGUUUAUUGCAAUGCGGUCAAUCGCCACCAAAUUGGUCACUGGGGAGGAUCUCGGUAAGGUGAACUCGCUAUUCGGCCUGGCCGAAGCGAUGAUGCCGCUGGUGUACGGUCCGCUGUACACUCGCGUCUACAUGGCGACGCUCACCACGCUGCCCGGCGCCGUGUUCCUGCUAGGCGCUGCCUUGACUGUACCUUCCAUAUUUAUAUUUGGUUGGCUGUACUUUGAACACAAAAAAGAUAAAAUAAGAAAUGCAACUGUGAUCACAAAUGAGGGAGAUGAAGUGAAAAAAAUAGAUAAAAUGGUGUGAAAACUUUAUAUUUAAGUUAAAAUAGUAUUACUUACCUAAUUAUAAGUGUAUAAAUAUAAGUUUAUUUUAAUGAUAGGAUUGAAUUAAUUUUAUUACAAUAAAACUGAAACAAACCUAUACCAAGGUUUUGAAAUCAUGUCCCUUAAAAACACCUUUGACUUUAAAGUCGUACAUCGAUCAUAGCAUUACGCCAAAUAAUUAUGAAAUUUCAGCACGCAAAACUUGAAGCACUUACCUAAUGUGUGUGCACAAAUACGGGGCUCAAAAAUUCAUUAUCGGGGCGCACUCAUUAGUUUUGACGAGUCAGUAGCUUUCAGCUCUAUAAUAGCACUUCGUCAUCAUCGUAUUAACUCCACAAACCGACACAAAAGACCAGCAUUAUUCACCCGCGAUCGUUAAUUAUUUUCAAAACAGCCUUUAAAAUUUCAAAAUCUCAUUAAGAUACUUCUGCGGAUGAUAGAAGAGUGGAUGUGUUAUUUAAGAGCGUUUAAUUUUGAUUGGUUAUUUAAAACCCGGGAUUGAACCCGGGUGAGGGUGU
Molecule: messenger RNA, 2573 nt
Organism: Plutella xylostella (diamondback moth)
Lineage: Eukaryota; Metazoa; Arthropoda; Insecta; Lepidoptera; Plutellidae
Product: putative peptidoglycan muropeptide transporter SLC46
Biological process (GO): transmembrane transport
Cellular component (GO): membrane
Molecular function (GO): transmembrane transporter activity
Source: RefSeq, a predicted model, not a curated record